Plectropomus leopardus (leopard coralgrouper) is the source of this 1108-nucleotide messenger RNA. The record is from RefSeq and is a predicted model, not a curated record. NCBI's taxonomy places the organism in Eukaryota, Metazoa, Chordata, Actinopteri, Perciformes, Serranidae.
UCCUUCUCUUUUGUUCUUUUUCAGCCUGAGAACAUUCUUUGUGUCAGCAGAGCCACUAACAAGAUUAAAAUCAUCGACUUUGGCCUGGCCAGGAGGUAUAAGCCCAGGGAGAAGCUGAGGGUCAACUUCGGAACACCUGAAUUUUUAGCUCCUGAAGUCAUCAACUAUGAGUUUGUUUCAUUCCCCACAGACAUGUGGAGCCUUGGCGUCAUCACUUACAUGCUGCUCAGUGGCUUGUCUCCGUUUCUGGGGGACGAUGACAACGAGACACUGAACAACAUCCUGGCCUGUCAGUGGAACUUUGAGGAGGAGGAGUUCACAGACAUUUCUGAUGAGGCCAAAGACUUCAUCACCCUUCUGCUGGUGAAGAGCAAGAGCUGGAGGAUGAGUGCAGCAGAGUCCCUCAGACACCCCUGGCUGUCAGACCGGAGUCUGCACUAUCGACUCAACCAGAAGAAAAACAAGUGCCACUCCACACAUGCUCCUUCUCCAGAGAGCUAGACAGAAACACCGUGAGGCCCUCAGCAUGCCUUUUGACAAUGUAGGGCCAUGGAGCUCAACACUGGACCAAUGCUGCUUUACCUGUAAGGCUACUGGACGACUACACUUGCAUCUCAUGCUUUGCACCGCAGCUUAUAGCUCUGACCUGAGAAAAACAGACUUUUUUAAUGCUGCCAUCAAGGCACAAAAUUAUCUGUUAGCAUGCUUGCUGUCCUGUGGAGCACAAAACUUCAGACUGAACCAGUGAGGACUCGCUCUUUCUACAGUGGUGUGCAGAGUGACCUGUCACAAUAAUGACUCCACAGUAUUAGAGACUAAAGACCUGAAUCUACACCUACAACUUCCACAUGUACCACUGAAAAGGUGAAGAGAAACUGAAAAUCAGCAGUUUAGCGUCAAACAGAGGCUGUUAUCCUCCCCCUGACAGUGAUCAAUUUUGCAUAUUCUCCUGGUUUGUUGCAUGCUUUGCACCUUUUGGCCUAUUUCUUCAAGAUUUAGCAAACAACUCAUAGACUGAAUGCUAUUAUUUGAAUAAUAUAUUUUUGUGAAUACAGAUUUUUUUUCUUUCUUUUCAUUUACAAGUCUUAUAAAAUGUUUUUCUUUCUUG